GGCCUCCGUUUUAGUUCAAUGUCCUUAGUGACACAUGUUUGAAGAUAAUUAGAAUUAACUUAUAAUACAAGACACCGGCGCUUUGAAUCUUUGAAACUGAACGAUCGUUGAUGAAGCUAUCGAUUAUUAACUUCUAUUAUUCGAAUGAGUAUUACAAUAUGGAAGAUUUUAAUGAACAAUGAAAGCUGUGCAGAAAUAAUUAAUAUGCAGCUGUGGUUAUUUUGAAAUAAAUUAACUAUAUAUCGUUUAACUACAGAGAACAUGGCACGUGAUUCAUUACAAUUAACUUCUGACGUACUGAUUAAUAAAUCGAUAAAUAUGGGACGAACAAACUGUAAAAGUAUCUAUACACUGUACGGAAUGUAAUAAUUUGGAAACGGAGAGUAACAUUUGAAAAAUGUUCCGGGGAAUCGGCUUCAAAGAUGCUGUGAUGACCAUUCUAUGACUUUGAGAAUGAAAUCUGCAAAAAUGAGGAAUGAAAAAGUCACCACAACCGUAAAGCUCCAGCCAAGAUAUAUGGGACAACGUCGAGUUUCAGUUAGAAAGCGGUGUGUAAUUGUUUCACAUUCCCCAACCGUUCAACGUUCAGAUCGGUUUCAGCAGCAAAUUCACAUGGAAGAUUCAAACAGCAAGGAAAAUCAAGCUCAUAGAACCUGCAUCAAGGUGCCUUCUAAGGUUGAGCCAAUCGUUACAAAUUGUGGUUUUGCGUCAAAUUCAUCGUUAUCACUUGAUGAUGAACUUGUACAGGCAGCAUUGGACCUUGAGAAAGACUGGAGUCCUGGAUUUCCAAAAGAAGAUGCUUUAAAAGCCAUUUACCCAAACAAUUGUAAGACUGUUUCCAAUUUUAAUGGAAACAUGACCAAAGAAGUAAAUCAGUGUGAUCUUUUUACUGAAGACAAGAAGUACUUAAAAUUAGGUUCUGAAGCAAGAGGAUGUAGUAGUAACAGCGUCGGGCAGAAGUCAUUGCAAAACAGGGUACCUGAUGUACAGACUAAAGCUUUGUUGGAAAUAACACAAGCUCCCUGUGAUUUGAUCGAUAACGCUUCACAUUGUGUUCGUAAGGAAAUACACACAAGUUCUAUUGAGGAUCAUGGAUCAGUGGGCGGUGUUACAAAGACUGUUGGAAGGACAUCACUGCUGAUCAACAGACAAAAGAGGGAACGACCUUCAUCUAUCAGCAAUGUUGAUUCAGACACUUCAACCUGCCCCACUGCAAAGAAAGUAAUGAUUUCUCCUGGGCCUUCAUCAGCCUUUAGUGAAGCCCAAUGGAAGUUUCAGAAAGCAAGACUUGUGGUUAAAAGACUGGUUAGAAUCAUGCCCAAGUUGGAUAACAAUUUUAAAACUUCAAGAGGACGCAGCAUGCUUAGUCCUAACAACCAGAAGUUGUUGCAAGAAAAGCAGCUUUCUCAUUCUAACUGUUCCUUGUCAGUACUGACACCUCCCCCUGGCCUCAGUCAAAGCUUGUUAGAUGGGAGUAAACUCAGUGAAUCUUUGACAGCAACAGGGCAAUGUGGGGAGAAUGCUGCUGCCACAGUACAAAAGCAGAUGCUCCUGCUGUCAAACUGGGGAAUACCCAAAGUAGUUCUGGAGAAGUAUCAGAGCAUGGGGUUGGUGAGCAUUUUUGAAUGGCAAGCUGAAUGUCUUAUGCAAAAUCAUGUAUUGGAGGGAAGAAAUUUGGUCUAUUCAGCCCCAACUAGUGCUGGGAAGACAUUUAUUGCAGAAUUGCUAAUCCUAAAGAGAGUUCUGGAAAAGAGAAAAAAGGCACUGUUCAUUUUGCCGUUUGUUUCAGUGGCAAAGGAGAAAAUGUAUUACCUGCAGAACUUAUUCCAGGAGACGUCGGUGAGAGUAGAGGGAUAUAUGGGAAGUACAUCACCUGCUGGUGGAUUUUCAUCACUGGAUGUGGCUGUUUGUACAAUUGAGAAAGCAAACGGACUCAUCAAUCGAAUUAUUGAAGAGGAGAAAGUAGAUCAACUUGGGAUAAUAGUAGUAGAUGAGUUGCAUAUGUUGGGUGAUUCUCACAGAGGAUACUUAUUGGAACUUCUGUUAACCAAGAUAUUAUAUGUCACUAAAAAGAGAGAAAAGAGUCGAAAGAUUUCAUCAGAAGAGCAGAGACUUAGUGAUGGAAUACAGAUCGUGGGAAUGAGUGCCACUCUUCCAAAUCUAGGGACUGUGGCAACCUGGCUAAAUGCAGAGUUGUAUUGUACAGAUUUCAGGCCUGUACCUCUAAUGGAGCGGUUAAAGAUUGGGAAUAAAAUUUAUGAUUCAGCAAUGACAAUGAUACGAGAAUUUAAACCUAUUCUUCAGGUAAAGGGAGAUGAGGAUGAUAUAGUCAGUCUUUGUUAUGAGACUGUGCACAAUGGCCACUCUGUCCUUCUCUUCUGCCCUUCUAAGAACUGGUGUGAAAAGCUGUCUGAAACCAUAGCCAGAGAAUUCUUCCAUCUGCACCACAAGGCUGCUGUUGGCACAGAAGGAUUUGUAAAAGCAUCCAAGUUGCUUCCUUUUGCACUCCGUAGGGAUGAGCUUCAGGAAAUUGUGGAUCAGUUGAAGCGAUCGCCAACAGGACUUGAUGUGGUACUAGGUCGUACUGUACCUCAAGGAGUGGGCUUUCAUCAUGCUGGAUUGACUUUUGAUGAGCGGGAUAUUAUUGAAGGAGCAUUUCGUCAGGGUUUAAUUCGCGUUCUUGUGGCUACCUCCACCCUCUCCUCUGGGGUGAAUCUACCAGCUCGUCGUGUGAUUGUGAGAUCACCGGUGUUUAAUGGAAGACUUCUUGACGUUAUUACAUACAAACAGAUGUCUGGGAGAGCUGGAAGAAAAGGAGUGGACACCAUGGGUGAAAGCAUAUUGGUGUGUAAACGUUCAGAAAGAACCAAAGGAAUGAGCCUGUUACAAGGCUGUCUUAGGCCCGUGCACAGUUGCCUUGUGAAGGAGGAGGGAGAGGGCAUCACCACAAGUAUGAUCCGAGCCAUCCUUGAGAUAAUAGUAAGUGGUGUUGCCAGCACCCCAGAAGAUGUACGUGUGUACACUUCCUGCACAUUGUUGGCUGCCAGUGCUCUUGAAAGUGAAGUAACAUCAAUCCAAGACAAUGCCAUUGAGGAUUCUAUUGAGUACUUGAUGGAGAAUGAGUUUAUUCAAAUACUUGAAGAGGAUCGGGACGGAGAUAAAAUUCAGUUGUAUCGUCCCACACAACUGGGAGCAGCUACACUUGCCUCUUCCCUGUCUCCUCCUGAUGCACUGAGAAUUUUUGCAGACUUGCAAAAGGCAAUGAAAGGAUUUGUUUUGGAGAAUGACCUUCAUAUUCUCUAUCAGAUCACACCAGUCUAUGAAGAAUGGGUAACCAUUGACUGGUAUCAGUUCUUUUGCUUGUGGGAGAACUUGUCUGCCUCAUUGAAGAGAGUAGCAGAGUUGGUGGGAAUUGAAGAAGGAUUCUUGGCCCGUUCAAUUAAAGGAAAACUUAUUCCAAAAACUGGCAAGCAGCACAGACAAAUGGCCAUCCACAAAAGGUUUUUUACCAGUCUUGUGUUACUAGACCUAAUCAAUGAAGUUCCUCUUGGAAUUGUUGCGAAAAAAUACCACUGUAGUCGAGGGCAGCUUCAGUCCCUGCAGCAAUCUGCAGCAUCUUAUGCAGGCAUGGUAACCGUGUUCAGCAACAGGCUUGGUUGGCACAAUAUAGAAAUGCUGCUCUCACAGUUUCAGAGCCGCCUUAGCUUUGGUGUUCAACGACAACUCUGUGAUCUGGUGCGGAUUUCCUUGCUGAAUGCCCAGCGUGCACGAGCUUUGUAUAAUGCUGGAUUUAGCACCAUUUCUGAGCUUGCGCACGGGAACCCUGCUGAUGUCGAAACAGCGCUGAGAAAUGCAGUCCCAUUUAAAAGUUCUAGGAGAGCAGUGGAUGAGACAGAGUAUGAAGCUCAAGAGCGCAGGAAGACACGUUGUAUAUGGGCGACUGGAAGGAAAGGCCUAUCUGAGGAAGAAGCUGCAGUGUUGAUUGUACAAGAGGCCAGGAGUCAUCUUCAACAAGAUUUGGCUUCAAUGGGCAUUGAAUGGAACCUCGAGCAGCUGUUGAAUUCUAAAGAGCAAGAGGAUGCUGAGAGCAAUCAGGAGCAUGAUGAUGCUGCCCUUGCAGGUCAAAAAAUUGAGUCAGUUGGGAAGAAUCUUGGACCUAUGGAAGUUUCAUUUGCUGAACCUUUGGAAUGCAUUGCUGGUAAAUCUGAAAUGACUUGUGAGAAGAAUAUAGAAAGCCUUGUUUCCAAUAGGGAAAUUACCAACAAGCAGCUGCCAUAUCACCUUUCCAAAGAAAAUAUUUGUACUGUAGUUGAUGGGAAUUGUAGGGCAACCUACAUGAAUCAAUCAAAUGUCAAACAACAUGUUCAGAGUGACAUAGUUGAAAGAAAUAUCAUUGUGAGGGACUGUGUUCUGGACAAAAGUAAUGAUGUAAACCAUGAAGAAAAGACUUUUGCCGAAAAUACAGUUCAAACUUUGCACCAAAUACAGUUGGAGAAUGACUCAAGUCAUCUAAAGAAUGGAGAAUGCAUUGUUAAUGAGAAUAAACCAGACAAUUCAAAUGUUGUUGGCUUCAAGUCAUCUCAACGGAAUUCUCUGACAGGGGGAUUUGAUGAGAGUCUUCAACUGGAUUCGCAAAUUGAAAGGAUUAUAGAACGUGCUGCCGUAGUGUUGGCUCCAUGUAAAUGCCCACAAGAAGCUGAAUGCAGAGUGCAAGUCCAAAAUGUAACAGAAAUAGAUGAGCACUUAGUUAAUACUGAAGCAAAAACAGACCAGUCUGAUGGUGACAUUCCAACUGAAAAUAAGAUGGCAAAAAAUAAGCCUGUUGCAAGACAGAAAACUGUACAUUUAACACAUUCUAACACCAAAGCUGGAAAGAAGAUGUCUUCUAACAUGGUGAAAUCCGUAGUGGUAUCUCCCAAAAGUGUUCCAGCUCCAUCCUCUCAAAUAUUUCACCCUGUACUGAAAGCCAAUGAUUUAUCUUUAAUAGAUACUCAAUUAGAGAACUUCAUACUAGAUUAUAAGACACCAUCUUCUGAAGAAGCUGUCCAAGCUGUUCAAAUAGUUAAUGGUGCAGAGAAUAAUACAAGUUCCAGUAGUGUAAAACUCAAUUUUCAAGAACUUCUUGGCCAUUCUAUGACUGAUAAUGAGAAGACACUGAACAUGAGUGACAGUCUGUUUGAUAGUUUCAUCGAACCUACCCCAUAUGAUGACAUGAAUGAACUGGAAUUUCUACCUGGACAAGAGUUUACACCUAAAGCAGAUAGGCACACUUCAUUUAGUCUGUUUGAAGAAGAUGGAAUUCAAGAUCAAAAUGAUAUGCAAACUCCUGAAGGAAAUUUGCAUUGGAAUGAUUUGUCAUUUAAUCCCUCAGACUUUAAAGAUUUUAGCCCAAAUACCUCAAAGGAGUUGCAUGUCCUUAAUCUAGAUGGGAGUACCUCUGAUAUUGCUGAUUGUGUUAGACUACAAGAUGAAAAAUGGCCGAAUGAUCAGAUAAAGAACAAGCCAAAGCAAAGCAUAUUAAUUAAGGAAUUGCCUACACAUCUGGGGGAAAAUAAGAUGCCGGAUAGCAAUACCUGGAUGUGGUCAGACACUUCACUUGAGCUAAAUUCAGGGAUGAAAGAUAUACUAAAUCAACCACCAGCUUCCCUAGGUCUGAGAGCUUCAGGUUUAAAUGACCAAACCAACAGAGAAGAAACAAACCUGGAGAAUGAUCACUGUUUUGGACCAUAUACAAAAUUUGAUGGCAUUCAGAACCAUGCAACGGAAAGCUCUGAUGUUCCAGACCAACAGCAUACUCUGGUGUUGGAUCAAACAGUGAAAACCCUUAAUCAAGUGGCAUUAAAUCACAACAAGGAAUUAGAUGCUUUUAACCAGUCCCCGGUUUUGGAAUUGGAUGAGCAACCAGAAUCCAGGUCGGAUAGUCGGAAUGAAGUUCCUCCAACACCUCCCAAUGAACCUGUGACUCCAAAAAUCAAAAUGGGGUUGACUGCUGUGACAAAUGAAAAAUCAGAAGAAAAGUGUAAAAAGCAAUCGUUGACUAAAAUUACCCCCGUUUGCUUAACUCAAAAUCCUGUUUUUGAAAAAGCAGAAACAGAGAUUUCUCCAUCUCAUCAUGUUGACUGUAGUUAUGUGGUAAAUUGUAGUGCUGAUGCUCAAGGUUCUUUCAUUGACGAAGGGUUUUUACUUCAACUGUCUCAAGACAAUUUAGCAUCCCCACCCGGGCCCUGCAGUGCAGAGGCGUUCACCAUUAUUGAUGUGGCGGGUAGCCGAGUUCUUUUCCAGACAUUCAUAAAAGAAUGGAAAAGUAAACGAAGAUUUGCACUAGCUGCUGCGUGUGAGAAAAAGGAAUGUGUUCUGUCACCCAGCUCAGAGAUAGGUGGAAGAUUCAGACAAGCCCAGACUACAAAGAUUCAAGCCAAAGCCAAUGGCUUAGAAGUGAGCAGUCACAAAGACCUUAUAUUGAUUGGAUUGUGUGUAUCUUGGGGAGGGAAGGAUGCUUAUUACAUCUCCUUGCAGGAUGGUCAGCAAAACACUGGAGACUUAAGCAACAGUUUGGCUCCUCCGCCUCUAGACCCUGACCUUUCUGUGAAAGAGCGGCUCCUCCAUGUGCGUUCAUGCUUGGAGCAAGGUGGACUUACUGAAGAACGACGUUCAAUUAUAACAUAUGACUUUAAGCAACACUAUAAAAUUCUCCUUCAAGCCUGCAACAUCUCCAUGGAAGGCAAUUAUGAAGAUCCAAAGGUUGCUUGUUGGCUGCUGGAUCCUGGUUCCAAAGAGAGGACCCUCCAUAAUAUGGUGACCAACUUUCUCCCUCAGCAACUUGCACUGUUAGAAGGGGUGAAAACAAGUCAAGGCAUUCAGAGUCUUGGGCUGGAUGUGCAAGCAGAUGUCUCAGGCCGUCACAGAGCCUCCAUCGAGUCUGUGCUAGUCUUUAAUGUAAUGAAUCAACUUAAUAUUCUACUUCAGAAAGAAAAUCUGCAAGACGUGUUUUGCAAUGUUGAAAUGAAGACCCAAUAUUGUCUGGCAUUGCUGGAGAUGAAUGGGAUAGGAUUCAGUACCGCUGAGUGCGAGAGCCAGAAAUAUAUAAUGCAGGCUAAACUUGCAGACAUUGAAGAACAAGCUUAUCAGCUAGUGGGACACAGUUUCUCUCUGACCAGCCCAGAUGACAUUGCAAAGGUUCUGUUUUUGGAGCUCAAACUUCCUCCCAAUGGAGAAACCAACACUAAAGGUAAGAGGACUCUUGGCUCUACAAGGAGGACUGUACCACUAGGAGGAUGUGCCAGGCUGUCCAAACAAUUCAGCACAAAUAAGGAGGUUUUGGAGAAAUUGAAGCCCCUUCACCCUUUACCAGGUUUAAUCUUGGAAUGGAGGAGAAUCGCAAAUGCAAUUACCAAAGUAGUGCUCCCACUGCAGCGAGAGAAAUAUCUCCAUGGUCGACUGGGAAUGGAAAGGAUUUAUUCCAUCUCACAGACACACAGUGCCACUGGUCGAAUCAGUUUUACUGAGCCAAAUCUGCAGAACAUACCAAAGGAUUUUGAAAUUGAAAUGCCGUCAGUGAUUAGAGAGUGUCCACUCCUCCAGGCAACAAGCAGUAUGGUUCUCAGGCGAUCCAGGAGAAGGCAAGGCCACAGCAUAGUGCAAUUAGCUGGAAAUACUUCAAUGGGUGAUGGAAAGAGUGAUAAAGGCCUGUCAUAUGCUGUCAGUAUAAGGCAUGCGUUUAUACCCUUCUCAGGUGGUCUGAUUCUGGCAGCAGAUUAUUCCCAGCUGGAGCUACGAAUUCUGGCUCAUCUUGCGAAGGAUAAUAGCCUUAUUCAGAUCCUAAACAGUGGGAAAGAUGUGUUUAAGAGCAUUGCUGCAGAAUGGAAAAUGGUGGAGCCAGCAUCAGUAAGUGACGAGUGGCGACAACGAGCUAAACAGAUCUGUUAUGGUAUAAUUUAUGGGAUUGGAGCCAAGUCUCUUGGUGAGCAAAUGGGUCUGGAUGAGAACGAUGCAAGUUGCUACUUAGAAACAUUCAAAUCUCGAUACAAAGGGAUUCAGAUAUUUCUACAGAAAACAGUAAAACACUGUCAGGAAAAUGGGUUUGUUCAAACAAUUCUUGGCAGGAAACGGUACCUUCCAGCAAUAAAGGACCCCAAUCCUCAUGUCAAAGCUCACGCUCAACGACAAGCAGUGAACACCACUGUACAAGGAUCAGCUGCCGAUCUGGUAAAAAUAGCAACUGUUAAUAUUCAGAAACGACUGGAAGAAAGCUUCCCAUCUGUCGCCAAAUCACAUGGUCACUGGAUGUGUAAGGUUCAUGAAGACAGAAGACAAGGCGUCACCGAAAGGAAGAAACAUCGAGAAAUGUACCAGCCAGGAAGUGGAGGAUUUUUUAUCUUGCAGAUGCAUGAUGAACUCCUUUAUGAAGUUGCAGAGAAUAAUGUAAUACAGGUUGCUCAGAUAAUGAAAAAUGAAAUGGAAAACGCCAUGAAACUGUUGGUAAAACUCUCCGUCAAAGUAAAGUUUGGUCCUAGCUGGGGCAAUCUUCAAGACUUAGCCUUGUCAUGAAGAACUUGGACCAAAUUAAAAAAUGUAAAUUAACUUUAUUUAUUCAAUGCUAUUUGAUAGCUUAAAAUAUACCAUUUGUUAACUAAGUAUUUUGAAGAGAAAUUGAAUAUACUGUAUAUUUAUAUAUAAUGAAAGCAGAUGAGUAAUGAAUUGUUGACAUUGGUUAGUUGACAUUUAUUGAC
Messenger RNA from Mobula hypostoma (lesser devil ray), 8729 nucleotides. RefSeq names its product polymerase (DNA directed), theta (gene polq). The record is from RefSeq and is a predicted model, not a curated record. Gene Ontology annotation, molecular function: ATP binding; DNA binding; DNA-directed DNA polymerase activity. The transcript is spliced from 32 exons. Bases 442 to 8547 code for a protein of 2701 amino acids. Lineage: Eukaryota; Metazoa; Chordata; Chondrichthyes; Myliobatiformes; Myliobatidae. Gene Ontology annotation, biological process: DNA-templated DNA replication; double-strand break repair via alternative nonhomologous end joining.